GAAAUUAUGAAUGAGGUGAUAGCUCAAGUGAAGAGUAAAGAAUGGAAGGUGCUAGUUGUGGAUCAUUUAAGCAUGAGGAUGCUAUCAGCCUGUUGUAAGAUGACUGAGAUCAUGUCUGAACAGAUCACCUUGGUUGAGGAUAUAAACAAGAAGAGAGAGCCACUACCUUCCUUAGAAGCUAUCUACCUCAUCACCCCUAUCGAAAAAUCCAUCAAAGCUCUGAUAACUGAUUUUCAAAAUCCAUUAAAGACAAUGUACAAAGGCGCUCAUGUAUUCUUUACCGAAGCAUGUCCAGAUGAGUUUUUUAAUGACCUCUGCAAGUCAACCAGCGCUAGACACAUUAAAACAUUGAAAGAGAUCAACAUUGCUUUCCUACCUUAUGAGAGUCAAGUGUUUUCGUUAGACUCUGUGAGCACUUUUCAAUUUUAUUACAACCCUGCCAAGCAAUCAGGCCGUAUGAUGAACUUGGAAAGAUGUGCAGAGCAGAUAGCCACACUGUGCGCUACACUCGGAGAGUACCCGUCAAUACGCUACAGAAGUGAGUGGGAUAGGAAUGCUGAGUUUGCUCAGUUGAUCCAGCAGAAGUUGGAUGCCUACAAGGCUGAUGAUCAUACCAUGGGACAGGGUCCAGGCAAGGAUAGAUCCCAACUGUUGAUCCUGGAUAGAGGGUUUGACCCCGUUUCGCCGCUGCUCCACGAAUUGACCUUUCAGGCCAUGGCCUAUGACAUGCUCAAUAUCGAAAAUGACGUCUACAAGUUUGAAUCAAACGCCGGUGGGGAGAUAUCGGAAAAGGAGGUGCUACUGGAUGAGAACGACGACCUUUGGGUCAGCUUCAGGCACAUGCACAUUGCCGAAGUCACUACGGACGUGACAAGUAAGCUGAAAAACUUUGUUGAGCAGAAGCGGAUGAGGAUGGGGCAGGAUAAGUCAUCCAUGAGGGAUCUAUCACAGAUGAUCAAGAAGAUGCCGCAGUACCAGAAGGAAUUGAACAGGUAUUCAACCCAUCUAAAUAUGGCGGAGGGUUGCAUGAAACACUACCAAGGUAAAGCUGAUAAGCUCUGCAAAGUUGAACAGGAUCUCGCAAUGUUAACAGAUGCGGAGGGUGAAAAGCUAAAAGAUCCCAUGAGGAACAUCGUUCCCAUCUUACUUGAUGCCAAUAUACUCAUCUCUGAUAAGAUCCGAAUCAUCCUUCUCUAUAUCAUCUAUAAAGGAGGCAUAACAGAGGAGAACUUGAACAAGCUGGUGCAGCAUGCACAGAUACCUCCGGAUGAAAAGUUGCUCAUCAACAACAUGCAGAAUCUCUCUGUGCCCAUCAUACAAGAUGGUGGCCGAAAGAGACCGCAAAGCUACCAGCCACAAAAUCGCAAGGAGAGGAACGCGGAGAGGAAGUAUCAGGCCUCCAGGUGGACACCCUACGUCAAGGACAUCAUGGAGGAUGCAAUAGAAGAGAAGUUGAACAUCCAGAAGUUUCCAUUCCUUACUGGGGGGUCCAGAUCUGCCGGGAUGGGGGCUGCCCCCGUUAGGUAUGCCCGAUACGGACAGUGGCACAAGGAUAGGAGCCCGUCGACGUUUAAAAGUGGACCUCGCCUAAUCGUGUUCAUCGUGGGCGGAGUUUCCUACUCCGAAAUGAGAUGCGCCUAUGAAGUCAGUCAGGCCGCAAAGAAUUUCGACGUUCUUAUUGGUUCAACCAAUAUAUUGACGCCAGUCGGAUUCCUAAGCUGCUUAAAGGAUCUAACCAACUAA
Molecule: messenger RNA, 1743 nt
Organism: Helobdella robusta
Lineage: Eukaryota; Metazoa; Annelida; Clitellata; Rhynchobdellida; Glossiphoniidae
Exons: 17
Biological process (GO): intracellular protein transport; vesicle-mediated transport; neurotransmitter secretion
Cellular component (GO): secretory granule; plasma membrane
Molecular function (GO): syntaxin binding
Source: RefSeq, a predicted model, not a curated record